CUGCUCCAGCACUGAGCCUCCAAACCAUCUACCCAUUCCUUCUCUUUACAGUCUACCAUCACCUUCAAUCAGCCAUGGGAGUUGCCUACAGCGUUGGAGAGGUUGACCACCUCUACACCUUCUUUGUCCAGUGGUCACCAGAAAUCUACAAUAAGGGAAACAAGAAGAACCGCAAGCCCCGCUACCGUAUCAGAGAGAAACAUCUGAACCGCUGUCUGGUAGUGGAGAAGAACAAGGAGGCUGUGAUCAACAAGAUCCUCAAUAACUCCUCCAACUCAACUGCUAAAAACUGGGAGAUAAUCAAAGUGAAGGACUCCAAACGCCGCCUGAGUCUAUGUAGUUCUGAGGACUCUGAGGCAGAGGAGCCUGACUACCAGGAGGAAGUUGAUGCUCUCCCUGUCCUGGGAGACCACAGCCAGCUGCUGCAUGACUACCACCUGGAGAGACUUGCUGCUCACAUGCCAGCCAGGACCCAGGGCUACCCAUGGCAACUAGUCUACAGCACAGCCAUCCAUGGGAGCAGCCUGAAGACUCUGUACAGGAACAUGGCUGGUCUGGACAGCCCUGUGCUGCUGGUCAUCAAAGACAUGGACAAAAAGGUGUUUGGGGCUUUUUCUUCCGAUCCAUUCAAAGUCAGUAAAUACUGUUACGGCACAGGAGAGACCUUCCUGUUCAGCUUCAACCCUGAGUUCCAGCCAUACAUGUGGAGCGGUGAGAACUCCUACUUGGUGAGCGGCAACUUGGAAUCUCUGCAGAUUGGUGGAGGAGGGGGUGGAUUUGGGCUGUGGUUGGAUGCUGAUCUGUACCGUGGCUCAAGCUUCUCGUGUCCCACCUUCCGCAAUGCGUCGCUCUCCACACAGGAAGAUUUCAUUGUACAAGACCUUGAAGUCUGGACUGUGCAGAACUGAAGAGAGAUCAUCUGAAAAGUUGAGCUAAAUACAAUACAACCCACUAUCCUGUCUGGAGUUACAGAACUCCCAGACCUUUAAGGAGUCCAUGUAGUUCUCGCCACUACUGUACAAAACCUGGUAGAUCAGCUGCUAUCACCUGUGCACCUGGCUCAGAUUAGCCCACAUACAGUUGCAGAAGCCUGUUGUGGUGGUCCUCAGGUUGGACGGUCUGUUUAUGGUGGUAUGAUCUGUGCCUGUUUAAGACAAGUGGCCAGAUGGAAUCCUGUAAUUCAGGGUCCUGCUGCUUUAAAAUACCGGCUAUUCAUCAAUAGCCCCAAGCUAAGACCAGUCAGUAACUGGCAUCUGAUGCUUUAGGCCCUCCAUGCCCUCCCUUUGUUGUGGGGAGCAUUAUAAUACAAAGUUCACAGUAACACUGUUGAAUAAAAAGAUUGUAACUACUGUAAGCACAUUCAGGAUUUAAGGAAAAUCUUUUAAUUUUUUUGUCUAACAACGAUUGUGACAUUUUUAAAUGUGCGUUUACAGUAUGUAUCUGCGUGUGUAUGUUUGUAAGUGUGUAAGAGUGCAUGUUUUGUUUGCUUUCAUGGCCCUAAGAUUUAUGAAACUUACUUGGUGCAGAAAGGGUCAUGUAAAACUUUGAGACAAAAGAAGUUGAACAAUUACUUCAUGGUGAAAAAAAACACUUUAACAUGACAGGACCCAUACUGGGCUAUCUGGAUUUUAAUUGUACGUUUUUCUAAUAUGAGGUCUGAUUUGAAUGUCGUCCAUUUGAAAAACUACUGCUGCAGAUGAAGACCAAAACACUCAGGUUGAAAAAUAAAGUAAGGAAUUGCACUAUGAAUAAUGUCUGGCCUGUGAUGUGUGCGAUUUGUGGAGGAAGCGACCUCAACUGUUAACUGUCACUUCUGUAUUUGUAAGGUGAGACAAGGUGUCUAUUUGCAUAGACAGUAUUAUGGAAGCAUUUCAAAUCUUUUACAUCCUUUACCACCUAUAUGUAAAUAUAUAAAUGCAUUUUUUAAAAUAAAAUCUAAACAGGAAAGCAAAGCAAA
Molecule: messenger RNA, 1957 nt
Organism: Plectropomus leopardus (leopard coralgrouper)
Lineage: Eukaryota; Metazoa; Chordata; Actinopteri; Perciformes; Serranidae
Gene: ncoa7a
Product: nuclear receptor coactivator 7a
Biological process (GO): regulation of transcription by RNA polymerase II; response to oxidative stress
Cellular component (GO): nucleus
Source: RefSeq, a predicted model, not a curated record